AUAACUUACAACACCUUGAAGUUAAUUUUAAUUAUAUAAUACACAUGCAUUGUGCUACAGCCGGCACUCCAUUAUGGAUAUUCAUUCAUACCAGCUCUGCACCCUUGAUAUCUUCAUCCCUCAUGAAAGCCUAUUUAUACCCCUCACAUCCUUCAACGUAACUCAUCAUCGAGUAAAUCAUCCAUCAUUAGCUCUUCAAACUGAGACAUGGCUUUCAAUUUAUCUCUAGUUCUAGCAAUAAUUUCCGCAACAAUUUUGAUUGCGAAUGCUGCAGAUCCAGACAUUUUAUCAGAUUUCAUAGUCCCCAAUGGAGUCACCCCAGAUGCCAACUUCUUCACCUUCAAAGGUCUGAAACAAUCUCUGUGGGGUUCCCCCAAUAAUGCAACCUUUAAAGUAACGAAAGCUAGCCAAAUUGAAUUCCCGGCUUUAACAGGCCUAAGUGUGUCCUAUGCUUCACUUCAAUUUGCCCGUGAUGGCAUAAACCCCCCUCAUACUCACCCUCGCUCUGCUGAGCUCUUGCUCGUCAUCCAAGGACAGCUUGAGGUUGGUUUAGUCGACUCUAGCAACAAGCUUUUUGUUCAAGUUCUUGAGACCGGUGACAUGUUUGUGUUUCCAAAGGGUUUAGUGCACUUCCAGGUGAACAAAGGCAAGUAUCCUGCUGUCGCUCUAUCGGCAUUUGGAAGUGCUAAUGCCGGUACUGUUUCUUUUCCCAAGACAUUGUUUGCAAGUGGGAUCGACAGUGAGGUGCUGGCUAAGUCAUUCAAGACUGAUGUUCAAACCAUUGGGAAGAUUGUUUCGGGUGUUACCUCAAAUUGAGAUGAUUCUGAGGUCUGUGGAGUUAUUUGUUUGUGUCAGUUAUGUUUGUUGUGUGUUUGAUUGAUUGCAUCGGUGUCACACAGUUUGUUUAAUGUUUCUCGUUGUUUGUUCUUUGCUAAUCUUGU
Messenger RNA from Asparagus officinalis (garden asparagus), 941 nucleotides. Its product is annotated as germin-like protein 9-3. NCBI's taxonomy places the organism in Eukaryota, Viridiplantae, Streptophyta, Magnoliopsida, Asparagales, Asparagaceae. The transcript has a single exon. The record is from RefSeq and is a predicted model, not a curated record. Gene Ontology annotation, cellular component: cell wall. Gene Ontology annotation, molecular function: manganese ion binding. Bases 208 to 816 code for a protein of 202 amino acids.